Messenger RNA from Hylaeus anthracinus, 3742 nucleotides. RefSeq lists its product as uncharacterized. The coding region runs from base 206 to 3673 and encodes 1155 amino acids. Lineage: Eukaryota; Metazoa; Arthropoda; Insecta; Hymenoptera; Colletidae. Gene Ontology annotation, cellular component: plasma membrane. The record is from RefSeq and is a predicted model, not a curated record. Gene Ontology annotation, biological process: detection of chemical stimulus involved in sensory perception of smell; sensory perception of smell. Gene Ontology annotation, molecular function: odorant binding; olfactory receptor activity. The transcript has 17 exons.
GAACCUUCAUAUCUUAUUUAGGUUUUCUAUUUCUCAUCCAAAUAUUAUAGUUUCACUUUCUUUCUACACUCUUUUGUAAUAGUAUUUAAUGUUCAAAAAGUAUUUGGUUGAUUACUGGCAAAAUUACUGGUACCUUUGGUACAUUAAUGCAUCAUUGAUGCAUCAUCGAUAAAUCGUUACCAUCAUCAAAGAAGUAUUGAUACCAAUGGCUUUGCAAAGUACAAUCAACUAUCCUCUAGAGUUCAUUCUCCGUUUAUUCGGUAUCUGGCCGAGUUCUCCUCAUCGAGUUUUGAAGAGCAUCGUUUGGACAUUGUUGUUGUUCACGUUUUUAGUGUUCCAGUAUUGGUAUUUUAUCAGUCAUCUUAAAUCCACUGAUCUGACCGACUUGUUAGACGGAUUAAGCCUUACUUUAUCAAACAGUCUUGUUCUAUUGAAGCUGAUCGUUAUCUGGUUUCAUAAUCGAACAUUUUGCGAUAUCCUGACGUCCAUGUUCGAGGACUGGAAUUGUCCUUCAUUGGGGGAGAAGAAACAGAUAAUGAUAAAUAAGGCCAAUUUAUCUUCUCGCAUUACCAAUGUUUUGUUUACGUACUUUUUUGUGUCUUUUAUUUUGUACACAGGGAUUACUGUGGCCCUAUUAAGGGAGGAUAACGAUGGUACCCAAACGAGGAAAUUCUUUAUCAAAAUGGUGUUUCCUUUUGACGUAACGACUUCUUUACUUUAUAGUCUUAUUUUGGUUCUACAGUUUGUGUUAGAAGGUGUUUUGACCCUCGCAGCAGCAAUGUUCAUGGCAUUGAUUGCAACACUAAUAUUACAUGUCGGUAGCCAAGUUGAAAUAUUUUGCCAAACAUUGACGGAAGCUACCAUUUAUUCCGAAAAGGAUGAGUCUCGAGUCUUGAUAUUCAAAGAUCUCGUUUCCAGACAUCAGAGAAUCAUAACGUUGUCCGAGAAUAUUCAAAAUAUGUUCAAGUACAUAUCGUUGGGUCAAUUUUUGUCGAACAUGAUGGUGAUCGGUUUUAUAAGCUUUCUCUUUGCGGUCUCUUCGAACAUGGAGCAAGGAUCUGUAGUAAUAAUGAAGUGCUUUCCUUAUUACGUCGCUGUAAAUUGCGAAGCAUUCAUUCUUUGUUACACUGGGCAAUAUCUUUCUGAAAAGAGUGACGAUAUUACAGAGGUUGUUUACGAUUCCCUCUGGUACGAAUUGAAUCCUAGGGAAGCUCGUAUUAUAUUAUUAGUAAUAAUGAGGUCGCAGAAGCAAUUGAAGCUCACUGCUGCUCAAUUUACGACGCUUUCGCUCCAAGCGUUUGCCAAUCAAAUGUUAAUUUCAUCUAGAAUGAUAUCUAUCUACAGCAUCAGUCACCCAGUAGAGAUUGGUCUUCGAUUGACUGGAAUCUGGCCAUCGUCUCAUCAAAAUAUAUUUCGUUUUCUUUGGGUGGUAGUAAUGGCUACUGCGCAAAUAUCUCAAUAUUGGUACAUAAUAAAGCAUCUCAAUUAUAACAAUUUUACGAAAGUGGUGGAAUGUGUCAGUACUGCGUUGCCCUAUAGUUUGUUUUGCUUCAAACUGGUCACCUUUUGGAUCAAACGUGGAACUUUUAAGAAUAUUUUAACAGCGAUGGCCAUGGAUUGGACUAAUUCUUCCACUGGAAAACUAAACAGCGAAGUGAUGAUAAAAAAAGCUAAUUUGUCGAAUCGUUGCUCGCAACUAAUUAUGGGUGUCUACGUCCUUGCGGUUUUUCUUUAUAGCAGCGUGGUCGUCCAAUUCUUCCUUAAGGUCGACGAUCACGAUUCCGAUACGAAUUCUCGUGAAUUGUUAAUGAAAAUGGAAUAUCCAUUUGCAAGUUAUAGCAGGCCGACGUACGAAUACGUGUUGCUCGUACAGUUUUUGCAAUUAUUAGUCACUGCCUGUGGCAUUAGCAUGUUGGAUGCUUUCUUAAUAACCUUAGUAUUACAUGUUGGAGGCCAGAUAGAACUAGUGCAUCUAGCUCUGGCAGAUAUCUCUCCAAAACAAGCAAAACAUGGACUGCCAAAAUGUGUCAUCAAGCAAUUAUUCGAUAGACAUAAUAAAAUUAUUAUUUUUACAAAGGAUAUAGAAAAUCUUUUUUCUUACAUUGCUCUGAUGCAAUUGUUAUGCAAUACCCUCAGUAUUUGUUGUAUUGGCUUUUUAAUAAUGGUUUCGCUGCACUCGGACAAAAACGUCGCAACACUGACGAAAAUAUCGUUUUUUUAUAUCGCCAUCACACUGGAAGCGUUUAUUUUUUGUUUCGCUGGAGAGUAUCUCAGCACCAAGAGUACAUCCAUUAACAGUGCAGCGUAUAACUCAGUUUGGUACUUUUUAAAGCCAAACGACACUCGUGUUAUAUUGCUUCUAAUGUUAAGGUCGCAAAAGCAAUUAACAAUCUCUGCUGGAAAAUUUAUAGAUUUGUCUUUGGAAGGGUUUGCAAAUAUACUGAAAACUUCUGCGUCAUAUAUGUUUGUACUAUAUUACUCCACGCAAUUUCGAAAAAAGAAAAAUAAGAAAGAUUUAGAGAAAUAUAAAAAGGAAAUGGAUGCAGGAAUGAAGUCACCCUGUACGAUUAGCACGUCCGUUAAGUAUGGUCUUCAUUUUGCUGGCAUUUGGCCUGGCACGCCUUUUCCAGGUGUACACAAAUUCUUUUGGGUGACGUUUAUGCUCAUAUUUCAAACGUAUCAGUACAAAUACGUUAUCGCGCAUUUAAAAAUCGACACGCUGUUGGAAACGAUAGAUAAUCUGAGCAUCGCAAUGCCGUUCAGUUUGGUGUGCAUCAAGUUAAUAGUCGCUUGGACCAAUCAUGGGGUGCUUACUGAAAUUUUAUCAACAAUGAAAGAGGACUGUCGGAAGUACGCUGUGAUCGAUAAAAAUAAUUUUAUACCAAAAACAGCGCAGCUCUCUUAUCGUUUAACAAGUCUAAUUAUGUCUGUCUACGUGUCGUCCGUGGUUUUUUACGCAGCUGGUGCAUUUGCAUCUAAACCGAGCAAUGAUUCCAUGCCUCGAGAGCUUCUUCUCAAGAUGGACUUACCCUUCGAGACCAGGGAUUCCCCCAUUUACGAGGUCGUCGUGACUACACAGUUCCUCCACCAAAUGACGUCUGCAUUCACGUUUGGUGUCUUCAGCGCCAUGCUGCUAAUGAUGACACUUCAUGUAGGCUGUCAAAUUGACAUAAUCUGUCGGACACUAAAGGAUUCUUCUAGAAAGAAAAACCAAUUGCGUUUCUUCAUUAGCAGACAUCAAGAGAUCAUCCACUUUACAGAGAGAAUUGAAAAAUUGUUCACGUACAUAGCGCUCAGUCAACUUGUGUCCAACACUCUAAUCACCUGCUGUUUAGGAUUCCUCAUUAUGGUUUCGUUGAACGCUGAAAAUGGACUUCCUAUACUGAUCAAAUCCAUCAUGUUUUAUCUUUCCAUUUGUUUAGAAGCGUUUAUUUAUUGCUUCGCUGGGGAAUACCUCAAUACCAAGAGCAAAAUGAUUGGUGACGCGGCAUAUGACUCACUGUGGUAUGACUUAUACCCCAGUGAAAAUCGAUUGUUAGUCAUUUUAAUACUGAGGUCACAAAAAGGACUCACUCUUACUUUUGGGAAAUUUUCGAAACUGUCUUUGGAAAGCUUCACGGGGAUUAUGAAAGCUUCAGCAUCUUACAUGUCAGUACUACUCGCCAUGUCUUGAAACGAAAAAUCUGCAAGUAUUGUAUGUACAUACGUAUAGUUGACUGUGAUCUAGAACUCGUAAUUAAAC